AUGGCAGACUUGACGCAGCCAGACAGCGAGUGGGUCUUUGACUUCAUCAUGAACCUUUUCCAGUCGCCGGCGUGGGAGGUACCGAUCAUGAGUUUUAUCGACGAGAACUGUGCGAGCUUCGACACGGACGACGAAAACAAGUUCAUUUACACCGACUUGCACCAGCAGUUCCGUGACGUCGUCGAUGGCGUACUCACAGCAAACCUCGCGGAGAUCGGUAUUUCGUCCGCCGAAUUCGCCGACAUCUGUGUUCAGUGCCGCAACUCGACGGAGAUCAGCAUGGCUGUCGUCAACCAAAUACUGGCAAUCGACGACUUUCUCACGUUCAAAAGCUCAUGGUGCGUGAAGCGCAACCUGGAGCUUGAGCUCGAGGUCAUUACGGCCGCCGAGUGCAAGACCAUGCAAGACGAUGACAUGGACGUCAACGACUACGUCGAAGACUACUGGAUGGAGAUGGACCUGCUCUACAAGCAAGAAGAGAUGGAGCAAGCGGAACUAGAGGCUGCAAUCGCGCUUUCGAUCGCUGUCGAAGAGGAACGGUUUCGGCUGGCGUCAAUUCAAGCAAAAGCGGCCGAGGACAAGGCCAAGCACAAGACAGGCCUUGUCGACAUGGAGGUGGCGGAACAAGCGAUUCUGCGCGGAAAGGAGCAGGCCGAGGAGGUCUUUCGUCGCAACAAAAAGGUGCUUGCGGAAAAAAAGGAAAAGCACAAAGAGUUCCAAGAGCAGGCCGAAAUCUCGGAUUUUGAAAUUCGAAAGCGAGCUGAGUACUUGAAGGCGCAGCGCGACAAAAUUCUUGAAAAGAAGAAGAAGGAGCGCGAGGCCAAGCUUCAGGACUACCAAAAAGAGAUGAAGGUCACCUCACCCGAGCCGCCCGCCACACUGGUGGAGCGUAUGCAAGAUGCACCAAUUGACACUGGUGAGUCGAACGCUGAGGAGCGCCGGAAGGCACUUCGUAUUGCACUCGCCCGACGCAUGAAACAGGAUCUGAUGGAUGCCUCCGACGAUAAAGUUGCCAACCAAAAGAUCCAAAUGACAGACCUUGAUGACAAGCUCAAGCGCGUUGAAGAAAUGCGCAAGGUCAACCAAAAGAAAGAAGACGAGACCAUGGUGGAGCUUUCCAAGUUCUACCACGACUGCAUCAAGUUUUUCGCAUAG
Saprolegnia parasitica CBS 223.65 is the source of this 1155-nucleotide messenger RNA. RefSeq lists its product as hypothetical. Gene Ontology annotation, cellular component: axoneme; ciliary base. The record is from RefSeq and is a predicted model, not a curated record. NCBI's taxonomy places the organism in Eukaryota, Oomycota, Saprolegniomycetes, Saprolegniales, Saprolegniaceae. The coding region runs from base 1 to 1155 and encodes 384 amino acids. The transcript has 10 exons.